UACUGUAAGUGAAAGUGAAAGUAAAGUGUGAAACUCCACCGCCCUUUUCCCCCGAUAUUUCUGGAACAGACGUCGUGUUACAUUCUGUUCGUUGAUAAAUUAGCCUUUCGACUGUUUUGGUUUAUUUUUCUAAACUCCUAAUAGUUUUAUUCACCAGUUACAAACAGCUUUACCUUGGAGUCAGACUUGUUUUGUAGUGAAAUGAAGACCUUUCCGACCUCGGCGGUCUGGUGUUUAGGGAUUCUGUUCAUCAGUGUUUCAUUGAUAACGACAGGGUCGUCUGAGGUUCAGGUUGUUGGACCGGCUGACCCAGUCGUUGCCUUAGCUGGUGAUGACAUCAUUCUACCAUGUUCCCUGAAACCCAGUGUCAGUGCUGAGGACAUGGUAGUGGAGUGGACAAGAUCGAACCUGAGAAAAGAAAACGUCCAUCUUUACCGUCAAGGUCGAGACUCCAAUGAGGACCAGUCUCCAUCCUACAGUGGAAGGACAUCAAUGUUUCAUGAAGAACUGAAGAACGGCAACGUCUCCUUAAAGCUGACCAGAGUUACUCUCUCUGAUGCUGGAAGCUACAGGUGCUUCAUUCCAACACUGACCAGCCAGGUGAAGGAAACCACCGUUCAACUCCUUGUUGGUGCUGUAUCUCAGCCAGUGACCUCUAUUAUUGGAACCAAAGGCGGGGGGGUGGUCCUGAAGUGUGAGUCUGGAGGCUGGUUUCCUGAACCUGAGAUGGAGUGGCUGGACAGUUCUGGAACCAUCCUCCCUGCUGAUGGACCUCCAGAGAGACACAGGGACUCAGAGGGCCUCUACACUGUGAGACGACAUGUCACCGUGAACCAGACUGACACCAACAGGUUCACCUGUAGAGUUCAACAGCCGGAGAUCAACCACCUGAAGGAGACAGAGAUUCAUGUCCCAGAUGACGUGUUUCCUAAAUCACAAGUAGGGUUGAUUGUUGGUCUAUCAAUAGCAGCAGCUGUUGUAGUUCUUGCAGCUACAGUUGGUGUCUACAAGUGGAGAAAACAUAUUAAAGAGAAACGUCAUAGGACGAGGAAGAUGUUUCUUCAACUAAUGACAGGACAUGGUGAAGCCUGGUUUGUGGACAGACACAAGGAUGACCUCAUUCAGAAGGUUUCCAAGGGGAAAUCUAUAGCAUCUGAGCUGCACCAGAAGGACUUGAUCCCUGAUGAGAUGAACUCUCGGAUCAGUGCUGCCAGGACCAGCCAGGACCAGAUGAGACUGUUGUUCAAGGCCCUAGAAGAAGCAGAAGACACAACAAGAGUGAAAUCAGCAUUUUACAGGAUUCUACUGGAUCUGGAACCUUAUCUAGUCUAUCACCUGGAGAAGAAGCAAAGACAACGAUUGGAAGAACGACUUGAUGCCCUGUUUGUGGACAGACACAAGGAUGACCUCAUUCAGAAGGUUUCCAAGGGGAAAUCCAUAGCAUCUGAGCUGCACCAGAAGGACUUGAUCCCUGAUGAGAUGAACUCUCAGAUCAGUGCUGCCAGGACCAGCCAGGACCAGAUGAGACUGUUGUUCUUGGCCCUAGAAGAAGCAGAAGACACAACAAGAGUGAAAUCAGCAUUUUACAGGAUUCUACUGCGUCUGGAACCUUAUCUAGUCUAUCACCUGGAGAAGCAAAGACAACGAUUGGAAGAACGACUUGAUGCCCUGUUUGUGGACAGACACAAGGAUCACCUCAUUCAGAUGGUUUCCAAGGGGGAAUCCAUAGCAUCUGAGCUGCACCAGAAGGACUUGAUCCCUGAUGAGAUGAACUCUCAGAUCAGUGCUGCCAGGACCAGACAGGACCAGAUGAGACUGUUGUUCUUGGCCCUAGAAGAAGCAGAAAACACAACAAGAGUGAAAUCAGCAUUUUACAGGAUUCUACUGCGUCUGGAACCUUAUCUAGUCUAUCACCUGGUUGAUGCCCUGUUUGUGGACAGACACAAGGAUGACCUCAUUCAGAAGGUUUCCAAGGGGAAAUCCAUAGCAUCUGAGCUGCACCAGAAGGACUUGAUCCCUGAUGAGAUGAACUCUCAGAUCAGUGCUGCCAGGACCAGCCAGGACCAGAUGAGACUGUUGUUCUUGGCCCUAGAAGAAGCAGAAGACACAACAAGAGUGAAAUCAGCAUUUUACAGGAUUCUACUGGAUCUGGAACCUGACCUUGUCAAGGACCUGGGUGGAUCUGAUGACGACAUUGGUCUAUUUAACCUCUUUGAGAAGCUCAAAAAAGAGAACGAGGUCGUCACAAGAGAGAGGGAGAAGCUCAAAAAAGAGAACGAGGUCGUCACAAGAGAGAGGGAUGAACUCAAAGAAGAGCUGAGGAAAGCUGAAGAGACCAACCAAUCCCUCUCCACCUCUCCAGAUGGUCAACAGAAAACACAGACUCCUUCCCAAAAGUCUGAGGGGAUUGAAGGGAUGGAGAUGGAGUCUAUACCAGGGAGGAAGUCUGGUCCUGGUCCAGGGAGGAAGUCUGCUCCUGAGAUGGAGUCUUUACUGGCUGCUGGACCACAGAAGGAUGAUCUGGAUGAGCUGGAGAGGGGAGGAAGAGAUACUACAGAAUUUAACUAUGUGCUAUAGGGUUACUAUAGAGAGACUAUAACUAUAGAGCUGAGUUACUAUAGAGACUAUAACUAUAGAGCUGAGUUACUAUAGAGAGACUAUAACUAUAGAGCUGAGUUACUAUAGAGAGA
Messenger RNA from Salmo salar (Atlantic salmon), 2690 nucleotides. Lineage: Eukaryota; Metazoa; Chordata; Actinopteri; Salmoniformes; Salmonidae. The record is from RefSeq and is a predicted model, not a curated record.